UCGAGUGAGAAAACCGCGCAUCAUUGAAUUUCACCCCAUUUAUGCAUAAAUCGAGUCCCGCAGGUCUGUCAGGCCUGUGCCGAGUCACGGAGCAUCUCUACCUGAGUAGCCUGAGAGCGGCUCACGACGCCGCCCUGCUUACUGACCAUGAAAUCAGCUGCAUCGUCAACGUUACGGAGCCCGGGAGCAGCUCUCCUCCUCCUCCUCCUCCUCCAGGGGUGGACUACAUCCACAUCCCCGUCCCCGACUCCCCGCUGUCUCCCCUUAGAGAUCACUUUGACGAGGUAGCGGAUAAGAUCCAGACCACGGCGGAGCGCGGCGGCCGCACCUUGGUGCACUGCCGGGCCGGGGUGAGCCGCUCCGCCGCCCUGUGCAUGGCCUACCUGGUGAAGCACCGCGGGGUCAGCCUGCUGGAGGCCCACAGCUGGGUGAAGAGCUGCCGACCCGUGGUGAGGCCCAACCACGGCUUCUGGAAGCAGCUCGUCCAGUAUGAAGUGGAGCUUCGCGGGUGCAACUCUGUCCGGAUGGUGUCCUCCUCCAUGGGGGAGAUCCCGGACAUUUACGAGGCGGAGGCCAAGAACAUGAUGCCGCUGUGAGGCUGCUUGGUGCUGGACAGGCUGACAGUGUUGGUCCGAUGCUCAGACCCCGGUGCUCCCUCCAGGCUUCUGUAAGAAACAGUUGGUAGACAUUCAGUUUGAAGUAUUGUAAGUGCACUUAAACAUCUCACCCAGGUUUGAAAAUAGGUUUAAAAAUACUCUAUUUUGAAUAAUAAUUUAUGCCAUAAGUUUUUUUUUUCUGUCUAAAAACAAGAAGCAAGUUUAAUUAAAUGGCUAGGAAUAAUUUAAACUGCAUCUAAUCCUGCCUCCUUAUUGAAAUCUGGAAAUAACUGAAAAUGAUGGAUUGCCAAACAUUGUUCAUUUAAAGACCCGAAUCAGUGGAAA
Molecule: messenger RNA, 941 nt
Organism: Stegastes partitus (bicolor damselfish)
Lineage: Eukaryota; Metazoa; Chordata; Actinopteri; Pomacentridae
Product: dual specificity protein phosphatase 18-like
Exons: 1
Coding region: 42-596 (184 amino acids)
Biological process (GO): peptidyl-tyrosine dephosphorylation
Cellular component (GO): cytoplasm
Molecular function (GO): protein tyrosine phosphatase activity
Source: RefSeq, a predicted model, not a curated record